Messenger RNA from Podarcis raffonei (Aeolian wall lizard), 2670 nucleotides. It is a transcript of the gene ANTXR2, whose product is annotated as ANTXR cell adhesion molecule 2. Gene Ontology annotation, molecular function: signaling receptor activity. Gene Ontology annotation, cellular component: membrane. The record is from RefSeq and is a predicted model, not a curated record. The transcript is spliced from 17 exons. Bases 850 to 2358 code for a protein of 502 amino acids. Lineage: Eukaryota; Metazoa; Chordata; Lepidosauria; Squamata; Lacertidae.
UUCUGAAAAAAAAGUCCUUUCCCGAAGCAAGACGAGGCGCAGGCAGGAUCCGGCCACGCUGGCCAAACCCACUCUCGGCCUCUUGGAAGGGGGCUGAGGAAAGGACCCCGGAAAAGACGCUGGCUUCGGGGUAGGGAGAACCUCUUCUUCCCCUUCUUCUCCUCUGGCAAUCAUCAAUCACAGAAAAUUAGUCACAACAACAUCUGCCUCGCGCCAUAAAAGGUCAAGGAAAGGGAUUGCAAAAACAGAGAGAGAGAGAGAGAGAGAGAGAGAGAGAGAAGAAGAAGAAGAAGAAGAAGAAGAAGAAGAAGAAGAAGAAGAAGAAGAAGAAGAAGAAGAAGAAGAAGAAGAGAAGCAGCAGCAGCAGAAGGGAGAGAGGGAGGACAGAACCCAGAAAGGAAAGACGUCCAGGCGCGCGCGCAAAGUUUUCUCUCCGCGGAUCUCCUCUCCUUUCGGGUCGCCAUUUGUAGUUUCGCGUGGCAAUCAGUACUUUGCAGCGGGGAAGGAAGCAACAAGCGGCGGCCGAGGAGGCUCGGCAGAACCGGAGGGGAAGCGCGCCUGCCCUGCACAGAGCGUACGGGGGGGCUACGUUUGCGCUUCCUCCAGCCGCUUCUCUCUCUCUUUGCAGCCUCUAUUGUUUGUCCAGCGGCAGUCCAGGGUGGGAGACUUCUCCUCCUCUCGGGAUUUGUGCAGAGUUUGCUGCAACUCCCCUUUGUCCUCGGCGCGCUCUCGGCUCUCCGCCCUGUCCAGCCCUCUCUCCUCCAGGGCGCGCGCUCGCUCUCUCUCUCUCUCCCCGCUUCUGCAAGCCAGGAGACUUCGGCGGUUUACAAAGAGGGGGAAGAAGGAGGCAUGGGGGGCCGGAGGAGGCUGAGCGAGGCCGGGCUGCGGGCCGGGCCGGACUGCUGCAGGAGCUGGUCCUCGGAUCCGCUGGGCCAGGCGGCGCCGGCUUGGCUUGCGCUGCUAGUGCCGUUGUUUCUGUUGCUGCUGGCGGCUCACGGCCAGGAGGAGCCUUCGUGCAAAGGAGCCUACGACCUGUACUUCGUCCUGGACAAGUCACACAGCGUCAAGAACCACUGGUCAGAAAUUGUUAACUUUGUGAGGCUGCUGACGGACAGAUUUGUGAGCAACCAGAUGAGGGUCUCCUUCAUCGUGUUUUCCAUGCAAGCAACGGUCAUUCUACCAUUAACACAAGACAGGAACGAAAUUCAGAGAGGCCUUGAAGAGCUGAGUAAUGUUAAGCCAGGAGGUGAAACGUACAUACAUGAAGGAAUAAAAGAAGCAAAUAAGCAGAUCAAGGAGGUUGGAGCCUUGAAGUCAAACAGCAUCAUCAUCGCUCUGACGGAUGGACAGUUGCAAGGGUAUAUACCGCAAUAUGCAGAAAAAGAGGCAGAGCUUGCCAGGGAUAUGGGAGCAAGAGUCUACUGCGUCGGAGUCCUUGAUUUUGACCAAGACCAGCUUGAAAGGAUAGCUGGUUUUAAGGAGCAAGUCUUCCCAGUCAAGGAAGGAUUCCAAGCCCUCCGGGGGAUAAUUAAUUCGAUAUUGAAGCAGUCGUGCCCAGAUAUAGAUCUGCAGCCAUCAAGCGUUUGCGUGGGAGAGGAGUUCCAGGUCGUUCUGCGAGGAUUCAUGUUGGGAAGGAAUGUGAACAACGUCUUCUGCUCCUACGAGGUCUAUGGCAUGAAAAUUGAUGAAAAGCCCAUAGAGGUGGGAACUGACUAUAUCCUCUGCCCAGCACCUAUUCUCAAUGAAACUGGCCAAACGAUGGAGGUUUCCGUCAGUUUUCACAGAGGACAGUCUCCCAUCACCAGUUCUUUGACUAUUACCGCAACGAGAUGUGCAAAUGGCAUUAUUGCACUUAUAGUUAUCCUGGUAUUGCUCCUGUUGCUGGCGCUUGCCCUCAUGUGGUGGUUUUGGCCCCUGUGCUGCAAAAUAGUCAUCAAGGACCCUCCUCCCCCUCCACCACCAGCUCCAGUAGAGGAAGAAGAAGAAGACCCCUUGCCUAACAAGAAAUGGCCAACCGUGGAUGCUUCUUACUAUGGCGGGCGAGGAGUUGGAGGAAUUAAAAGAAUGGAGGUUCGCUGGGGUGAUAAAGGUUCGACCGAAGAAGGCGCCCGACUAGAGAAAGCCAAAAAUGCUGUGGUGACAAUCCCUGAGGAACCGGAUGAGCCAUUUCAGCCUAGACCUCCAAGACCCAAGCCUACCUCACUGCCUGCUCAGGAAAAGUGGUACACACCUAUUAAGGGUCGUCUCGAUGCGCUGUGGGCUUUGCUGAGGCGGCAGUAUGACAGAGUAUCUUUGAUGCGACCGCAGCAGGGAGAUGAGGGCCGUUGCAUGAACUUCACCCGAGUUCAGUCUCAGUAAAGGAAGGCAAAGAGGAUGAACAGCCACCACUUCUGUGAUGCAACCAAAGAACGCCAACAAAGCACUUAAACAAAAUCCUCAGAACAACUUCAGCCUCUCAGCCUGGAAGUUUUGCUGCAUUUGAUUCCACCGCAAGCCACCUACUGCUGCACUAAGCUCUGAUGCCCGCCAUUUUCUUCUCAGCUUGUUACCUCAUGCAGUAUUCAUUACCGUAUUAUAUUAUUUAGGAACAUAGGAAGCUGCCGUAUGCCAAGCCAAACCAUUGGUCCGGUGCAUUGCCUACAUUGACUGGCAGAAUUCCAGAUGGGAAUC